Molecule: messenger RNA, 8456 nt
Organism: Oncorhynchus keta (chum salmon)
Lineage: Eukaryota; Metazoa; Chordata; Actinopteri; Salmoniformes; Salmonidae
Product: inward rectifier potassium channel 2-like
Exons: 4
Coding region: 2367-3914 (515 amino acids)
Biological process (GO): regulation of monoatomic ion transmembrane transport; potassium ion import across plasma membrane
Cellular component (GO): plasma membrane
Molecular function (GO): inward rectifier potassium channel activity
Source: RefSeq, a predicted model, not a curated record
CUGUGUAAACCUUGGACAACAGGUAACGACUGUUGCCUUGGUAUUCUCCUGUGUUGUGCCUUUGUUGCUCCUAGUCAGGGUGUUACACUGUAAACUGUCCUCAGGGAGUUGGUCAAGGUGUUACACUGUAAACUGUCCUCAGGGAGCUGGUGAAGGGUUGAACUGUUCCUCAGGAACCUAGUAAUAUUUUUAGCUUGUUCACUGGGAGUCAAAGACUUGCCAGCGUUCGAAACCCACAGUCCACUGGAAAUGUGUACGGAAGGUAAAGUCUAAUAUCGCAACCAAACAUUUUUUAUGUCAUUUGGAUUUGCCCUGAUUCAAACCUUUUGAGUUUUCUUUGUUUUUUAUCCAUAAGGGAUUUGGCAUGCAACAAACUAAAACAAUCUCCCUUCCCAGAAUAUUACCUUUUUGCCUCAGUGGGUUGUUGUUUUUACCCAGUUUUCCUUGCACGUCCUCUGCACAUUAUUGCCACAUUUUUCCAAAGGAAUUAGACUGGAAGCUUUUCUGAAAUGGAUGAACAUGUGUGUUCUCUGUCAAGCAGGGGUGUUGAGUGUGACACUUGAACCAAGAGGAGAGAACUAAAACCAACCCGUUUGGAAAAAACAAGGACACGGCACCUCCCGUCCCAGGAUUGGACAGGAUUUGACCUCUGAAAUAACAUUUGAGCUCUGAGUUUUUGUAGAGGUCAUCCACGGGUGUAUGCCCUGUGUGCCUGUUACCCCUCCCCUCUUUCCCCACAACCGGCCAAUAGGAUUCUGCUCCUCCUACACAUUCACUUUGACUCUAUAAUAGGUGUUGUAUAGAAUUAAUCCUGGUAUCAUAUGUAUAGGAUGGUACACAACAAUAGGUACACAGAAAGUACACACAAUUGUACAUGCCUUGGCGUUCAAGUCGCUCUGGAUAAGAGCGUCUGCUAAAUGACUUAAAUGUAAAUGUAAAUGUAAGUAACUUCAUUCUCUCUCCUUUUAUUUAUUGUAUUUCUCCCUCUCUUUCCCUCACUCCCUCUGUUGUAGAGAAUUCUCCCAUGCAGUUGUAGUGGAGAGUAAGUCUCCUUAUUGUUGUAUACAUUUUUACAACACUGAGUUAAUACGAUGUAGCUGAUCUGGUCAGUAGUCAGUCUGUGCAGUGUGUUCUGUACUGAAUUGACAAUGCCUUUAGGUGAAACACAGAGCCUCUCAGGAAUAGGAUAUCCAGCAGUUACCUGAGAGAGCCGCAAAAAUAUUUCAAAUGUCUCUAAAAGUCUGCUUUUGUUGUGCCAAGAACUUACCACUAACAUUUGAGGACUUUUGUGGCUUGGAAAAGAUACCUGGAUUUGAGGGGAAACUGCUGGUCACAGUCUCCCACUUGUGAGAGACACUGAGUGAGUAUUAUUUACACAGUGCAUGGCUACUGUAGCUCAUAAAUGUGUUCCAAGGUCCUGUAGCAAAGGAAACAUAGAUAUAAAAGGGUGGAGGAACAUAUUCUGACUGAUAGGAAGUGAAUGGAUUGGAAUUGUGUACCAUUAUCUGAAUCAAUAGUCUAAGGAGUUCCUCCUCUGUUUCAAUCUGCCUUGUGUAUUUUCCAUGACCAAACCACUGGGAAGUGAAGAUCAUGGAACGUAAGAAACAGCAUGCUAUUCUUUUCUCUGCUGGUUGCAUGUUAGAUACAUGUUAGAAACGUAGACACCGUUUGACUGUACUGUACUGUGGAUCUACCCCUGGACUCUGUAUUGUCGUAUUGCACUUUAGUGAAUGUGGGGAGUAUAUAUCCUCCUUACUACUACCCCAUUGUAUCCCCAGCUCUCAUCCUUUCAAGCUUCUCAGUUCCUGUAGCCUGCUCAAUUUCCCUCGUGCUGUUUCAAACUGUCAGCAAAACUCCUGCUUCCUCGUAAGAUGGCCACAGACUAUGGGUCCCUCCUGUUGAUACCCUGGACACGUGCAUAACCUCCCUCUUCAGCCCAAAGGAGUGUAAGUACUACAGGGACUAUACAGUAUUACUGCGAGACUGUCUAUCUGCUGCUGUGGAAUACGUUUCUGACCAGAGGAGUACAUACAGCAACAACUUGACCACUGAGUUUCCUUCAAGAGAAGGGAAGGAAGACUGUGAAUCAGGACACUGUAGAGCUGUGAGUAACCCUGACUGUUAAUAAAAAGUUAGUGGAACAAUGAUCCGGGAAGUGAGGGAAGUCAUCUACUGCUGGAUACAGUUUUUCCUCGUGGAUUUACCUUUACCACAUCAGAUGGAUUACUUUUCACCAUAGAAACAGUGGAACUGGAAAGAAGUACAGAACACCAGGUUCUUAUCAAUACCUAGGUGGUCAUAAACUCACAAAGCACAUAGGAGUUGAGACUACAGCUUCAUCAGCGUAAGACAUUGUAUUUAGCGCCAUGGGAGCGGCGCGUGUUAAGCAACGUUUCAGUGCGGUGGUUGACGGGCUGGUAGAAGAGGAGGAAGUCAUUAAGCUGGCUCUGAGUGUUGCUGACACGGCCAGGGUGGGGGGGAGCACGGGAGGCUCAGGGAGCCCCACCGGUCUCUCUCCCACACACAACCGAAAUGGCAAAGCACUCCCCCUGCAGGGCAACGGCAGCAAUGCACGGAGGCCCAGUGGAGCCCUGGAGGCAGGAGGAGGGGAAGGAUCGAUGAAAGGAGGAGGGCGCUCAGGACUGAGGGGCGGGAGGGGCGGAAGUCUGGGGAGAAGGGGAGAAGGCUGUUCGUCCUUGGACCGAGAUUCAACACUGUCGUCCCCUUCCUCCUCAAGCCGCCGGCCCCCCCGGCGCUCUAGACGCCGGCCCCGCCACCGCUUUGUGGGCAAGGACGGGCGCUGCAACGUCAUCUUCGUCAACAUGAGCGAGAGAGGCCAGCGUUACCUCAGCGACCUCUUCACCACCUGCGUGGACAUCCGCUGGCGUUGGAUGCUAGUCAUCUUCUGCCUCUCCUUCCUCCUCUCUUGGCUGCUCUUUGGCUCCGCCUUCUGGCUCAUUGCCGCUGCACACGGAGACUUCGCCAUCCGCCUCAACCCCAGCUCGGGUGCCUCUUCCGGGGGAGGAGAUGAGUCCGGAGCAGGGGCGGUGGUGGAAGUGGAGGAAACGUGUUUCGUUCAGGUGAACAGCUUUAUGGCGGCCUUCCUGUUCUCCCUGGAGACGCAGACAUCUAUUGGUUACGGCUUCCGCAGCGUGACCGAGGCCUGCCCCCUGGCGGUGAUGGCGGUCGUCUUGCAGUGCAUUGUGGGCUGCAUCAUUGACGCCUUCAUCAUCGGAGCGGUCAUGGCGAAGAUCGCUAAGCCCAAGAAGCGUAACGAGACGCUGUUGUUCUCUGACACUGCAGUGGUGGCGCUGAGAGACGGGAAACUCUGCAUGAUGUGGAGGGUGGGGAACCUACGCAAGAGCCACCUGGUAGAGGCACACGUACGUGCACAGCUAAUGAAGCCGAGGGUGACCCCAGAGGGAGAGUUCCUCCCGCUGGACAACGAGGACAUCAACGUGGGAUUCGACACGGGAACCGACCGCAUCUUCCUGGUUUCCCCGGUAACCAUCGUCCACGAGAUCGACAAUGAGUCGCCGUUUUUCGAGAUGGACCGUCGGACUCUGGAGGGCGACACGGAGUUGGAGGUGGUGGUCAUUCUGGAGGGUAUGGUGGAGGCCACAGCCAUGACCACACAGUGUCGCAGCUCCUACCUCGCCUCCGAGAUCCUCUGGGGUCACCGCUUCGAACCUGUGCUCUUCGAGAGGAAGAACUGUUACCAGGUGGACUACUCGUUCUUCCACCGGACCUAUGAGAUUCCCAGCACACCCUCUUGCAGCGCUAAAGAGUUGGCCGAGCAGAAGUACAUCCAGGGCUCACGCUCCUCCUUCUGCUACGAGAACGAAGUAGCCCUGCAGCUCGUCUCCCCUGACAAUGACCCUGAGGGCAACCCUGGCGGCUGCCCCUCCCCCUGACCCACCGAUCCUCCCUCUCACAACCCACCCACACUAACUAGGGAGGCGACAGGCAGAGGGGACAGGAAGUGACCUAGGAUCCACAGGAAGUCAGGGACAGACAGAGGGAGAGAGAGGCAGAAAGAGAGACAGGCUUCAUAGGGAAAGAGACCAACGUAGAGAAAGGUAAGUAGAAGAUUUAGGGAAAAGGACAACAUUGAGAGACUGAAGUUGAGAGAGUUGUAGAAAGAGAAACAUAAGACACGACAAAGACGCCGAGAGACAAACGGAGAGAGAGAUACUGUAUACUGUCAAACAGAGAGAAAAGGACAGACAGAUAGGACAGAAAAGGAUAGAGAGGGAUAGAAAGAGAGAGAGAAGUGUCAUUGAAAGGGGUAGAUGGGCUGCUGCUACUCUGACUGUGUUAGCUGAUUUGGACAUAGCGAUCUUUCAGAAUCAUUAUGAACCUGUCUGUCUCAGAUCCGUCCCGUCAACCAACCGCUACAUUCACCACUGACUCCAGCACCUAGCUGACCACGCAUACAACACUGACCCCUAUUGGCUUCAGUCCGUACCUGCAGCUCCUGUUCAGUUACAACUCACACUGAAAACAUGGGCGUAAGGUGAAGCUGCCACAAAGACACUGAGCUAUGACCAGUUUAGUGUUUCUGCCCCCUAAUGUUGAAGGUUAGGUUUUGGAGAGGCUAAGCUGAUCCUAGAUCUGUGCCUACGGGUAACUUCUACACCAAAUCUGUUGAUGUUGAAUACUGUGUGAGAGAAUGAGGUAAAACGGUGUAUAUCUACACAUUGAGGGAUGUUUGUUAUGAACUGAAUGAGAAGGCAUUAUUGAUAUGUUUUUGAUUCUGGUCAUUUGUGUUCUGUCAAGGUUUGAGCAGGUCUGUUGUGUUAGACUGAUAUGUAGCAAAAUGGAUACAGAGAAACAGCUGAAAAUAAGCAGUGGUUUUAAGCUGUUUCUUUGACUUUGUACUGUAUGUUGUUAUUCUGUAUUUAUAAUGCAAGACUAUUAUAUAUUUGCUUUAUUUAAUCAAACAUGUUGCUUGUUCAACUGGGUGCAGUGUCAGCACAAAACCAUAUGAGUGCAUAGUCUGGUAACAUGUUAUUGGAAGGUCUACUUCUAAACUUAUGAUUGAUUGUUUAAUAUGGUUAACUAUGGUUAACAAACAAAGGUUUAUAAGUACUUUGUAAGCAGAACUUUGAUUAAAAUGUUACCUUAUGUUAUUUUUUAAAUUCUACAGAACCCAGCUGAAGGGACAAUCUUAUGUUAAUGUUUACCUCUGUCUUGAAUAUGAGAUUCUGUCACCUGAGAUUCUGUGUUCCUCAAACAUUUAACUUUGUAUGAUUUUCCUCAGUAUUUUCUUUAUUUAGUUCAUUUGCUGAAUACUGUAUAUUUGGUAGAAUUUGAAGGGGGAAAUGGAGGGAUGUUAAAGGUAGACUCAGCGAUAUGACGUAGAUGCAGAAAGUAAACAGCAUAGUGGGUCAAUAUCCACAACAACUAAGAGCGUUGAAGUGUGAGGCUCAACUUCUCCGCUGUUUAAAUAAAUAGUGAGGGUAUUCCAUACCGGUAAAACAUGAGCCUAUCACAAUAAUGAAAACAAAAUGUUGCCGAGGCUGAGAUGGAUGGCUGACACUGAGACGCGCGCAGACAGCAGUGGACGCAUACAUUCUGGCCUAAUGACAAUCACCACAAUGUCAUUACACUUGUUGGUGUUUUGUGUAACAGAGGUCUCUUUCCAUCCACCACUGUUUGGAGGCGGGAGACAUGUUGAGACUGGAUGAACAUGUAAAGGAGCCCUUUGAAGUGAUUGUUUGACAAUCAGAUUAAAACAUCAUGACUGGUGGUUUGUGCCACAGUAGAAGGUAAUACAUUUUAAAAGUUAAAUAACAAAUCUUUAGUAUGAGGCCUACAGAGAUCCUAAUGAAUGAAUAGAGAUUCCAUAUGGAAUGAAUGAAUAGAGAUUCCAUAUGGAAUGAAUGAAUAGAGAUUCUAUAUGGAAUUAAUGAAUAGAUUCUAUAUGUAAUGAAUGAAUAGAGAUUCUAUAUGGAAUGAAUGAAUAGAUUCUAUAUGGAAUGAAUGAAUAGAGAUUCUAUAUGUAAUGAAUGAAUAGAUUCUAUAUGUAAUGAAUGAAUAGGGAUUCUAUAUGUAAUGAAUGAAUAGAUUCUAUAUGUAAUGAAUGAAUAGAGAUUAUAUAUGUAAUGAAUGAAUAGAUUCUAUAUAUAAUGAAUGAAUAGAUUAUAUAUAUAAUGAAUGAAUAGAUUCUAUAUUUAAUGAAUGAAUAGAUUCUAUAUGGAAUGAAUGAAUAGAGAUUAUAUAUGUAAUGAAUGAAUAGAUUCUAUAUGUAAUGAAUGAAUAGAGAUUCUAUAUGUAAUGAAUGAAUAGAUUCUAUAUGUAAUGAAUGAAUAGAUUCUAUAUGGAAUGAAUGAAUAGAGAUUCUAUAUGGAAUGAAUGAAUAGAGAUUCUAUAUGGAAUGAAUGAAUAGAGAUUCUAUAUGGAAUGAAUGAAUGGAGAUUCUAUAUGGAAUGAAUGAAUAGAGAUUCUAUAUGGAAUGAAUGAAUAGAGAUUCUAUAUGUAAUGAAUUAAUAUAGAUUCUAUAUGGAAUGAAUGAAUAGAGGUUCUAUAUGGAAUGAAUGAAUAGAGAUUCUAUAUGGAAUGAAUGAAUAGAGAUUCUAUAUGGAAUGAACGAAUAGAGAUUCUAUAUGUAAUGAAUGAAUAUAGAUUCUAUAUGUAAUGAAUGAAUAGAGAUUCUAUAUGUAAUGAAUGAAUAGAUUCUAUAUGUAAUGAAUGAAUAGAUUAUAUAUGUAAUGAAUGAAUAUAGAUUCUAUAUGGAAUGAAUGAAUAUAGAUUCUAUAUGGAAUGAAUUAAUAGAGAUUCUAUAUGGAAUUGUGUGAUCAUGUGAACAUAGGAGGUCCCAUCCCGGGAAGAAAUGACAUCUACUUUCACCCGUGUGUGUGACUCUGAGAGUGAAGUCCUGUAUCUCACUCAUCUCAAUAACUGCAGUGCUGCUCGUGGCAACGUCAUUUAGCUGAGUUUACCUUUAAGGUGACAUUGUUGAAAGUGUCCAGUACUUGGCAGAGCACCCUAAGCUGGGACUGGAAAUGGACCGUAAACCUGUUGGACUGCCAUGACCACUGGAAGCAUGUACUGAGGACCUGAAACGUACAACUGUCACUUCACUGCAGUACAUUUACGUAAGGAAAACCUCCCUGACCACUCCCUACAUCUUCCUGUUCUUACUGUAAGGGCUCACAACUGCACUAGCAAACCACCUGAGGAGGAAUUGAAUUUCUGUGACAUUCUGUUCUCUGAGAGAGGUUCUGUUCAAAGAAUUAGAAUGGAUGACUAAUCCUGAAUUCUAUGAUUCUGCUUUGGCUGGUGUCUGUCUCACACUAUGUGGGAGACUAAUGCAUUGGGCGGUGGCUUCAAAAAGAAGGCUAUGGUGUUAUUCUAUAACUAGCACAUGAUUUGCAAUGUUCAAAUUAGAUGUUUUUACUGCCUGUCUAUUUUGUUGAAUCGUGUAACUCUUCUGAAAGGGAUGGUUUCUGAAAUAUGGAUACUGAUGUUAUUGAGAGAUGAAGAGUUCUAACUUCUAUGCCGUUACUACCACAAUAUUUAGUCACACUUUACAUUAAGUUAAACUAACAUGUGUGGUAUUACCUAAUAACUAAGUCAUUAUUUCAAAUAGAAUCUAUUCACCUUCCUUUUGCAGUUUUACAAUUCAAAAUCAUUGGGUUAUGCACCUUACCAGCAGAUACCAUGCACAAUAUAUCAUGAAUCUACAUGAUACGUAAAGUGUAAAGUGUUGACCAAUUGUCUUGACCACUAGAUGACACAACAGGGCUGUAAUGUUCUACCUACUACAAGGACAGACAACUCUGAAACUUUGACUUGCAUCUUUGCACAGAAGUAAGUUGACACUAUGGACACUACGUACAUACAAAGCACUGUAAAAGCACACAAACGGCUAUUGAAAUGGCAUUUUAAGACGUCACAUACUGUAUAUGGAAAGCAGCACUUCACACACACUGACCUUUUGAACAGGAAACAUGGAUAUUUCACAUUUUAAAGCAGAUUCCAUUAUAUAAUUGACAACCAUAUUGAUUGGUUAUAGUUGGUGUUCUUGACAUUUAUUCAACUUCCGUGUCCUUCCUUAUUUUCCUAUGUCUCAAUGGCUACCAAGUUCUAUUUAUAGGUGAAUGGCCAGUCCCGUCUGGGGGGUAACUUGAACCCUGACCACCAGGACUCUGACCUCAUGACCUCUGCGUUAGUCUUUUUGGAUUACUUGAUGACUUCCUGGUUGGUUGCUUUAUUAGAUUCCAGAAUAAAACUCUGAUGUUGCAGGUUAAGUUAUGUUUGGUAUGUACGUUAGUGGAAUCGGGUUGUUACUAGCUGUGCUCUAUUAUUAUUUUCUACAGAUACCACUGUAUACGUUUCCCAUUCUUCUCUGUUGUAUCACAAAAAAUAAUAAUUUCACUACUGUUUGUGGCAGAAAACACUUCCAUGUGAAAAGAAUGGCACCAUAGAGCAAAUAAAACACAUUGAGUCAA